This is a messenger RNA of Symbiodinium natans, 1494 nucleotides long. NCBI's taxonomy places the organism in Eukaryota, Dinophyceae, Suessiales, Symbiodiniaceae. The record is from the annotation of a GenBank genome assembly.
AUGGGUGGCGGCAGCUGGGGCAAGAAGGGCGGCAAGUAUGCUGGGAGCCAGACCGGCAAGGGCAGGUUCGGUUGGGAUUCUACGGGCGGCGGCUGCAGGUCCGGAUGGGACUCUGCGGGUGGCUGGAACUCGUGGCAGAACUCCGAUUAUCAAGAGUGGCCACAAACGUCGGGCAAAGGAGACGGCAAAUCCAAGGGGUCGAAACACGGACAGGAGGCAGAGCCGCAGGACUAUGUUCGGCGCCUGGAAGGUCGCUACGCCUUCGCGAAGUCAGUACUCCGCCCUUACAGCGAUUCCCAAGGAGCGGUCGUAUACGGCCCCACCUCCGAAGGCCACGUCUGCUUUGAGAAGAGUCAUCUGCGCACGAUCCUGGAUCGGGGAAAUUCCGAACUCAUUCGGCGGCCGGCAGUGGGUCUUUCAACGACGGCCAGCAGCGUCACGGCACUCGCAACACUUCUGGAGGAAGCCGAGGAGUCGCACAAUCCCGUGGCUCUAGGUUGGAGUGCAAUGCAGCAAGUGCGAGGCAUCCUGGGCGCAGACAACGCAGAGGACUUCCGCGCCGCCUGUCGGGCGCUCAGCGGCGACAAGUCUGCAAAAAACAUGGGUCACAAACUCGAGGGGCAUGUGAAAGCCUGGUUGGAGUUUCUUCGUGCAAACAAGAACAGCCUCGCCAGUCAGCUAGCAGCCGUCGCGGACAUGUCGUCCAGACUGUACUUGGGUUCAGUGCAGCUGCUGGAGUGUGUCACUAUGUCCAAUGCUUUGCAGAACUGGGCAGAGAAGAUACCGAUGACGCACGCCAAUCAGGCAGCGCUACAGUCUUGGCAGCGAAAUCCCAAGGACGUGAGGAAAGCUUGGAAGUUCCUCGUUGCAUCAGUGGACAGUCGUAAACAGGAAGAGCGCUUUCGGGCCUCGAGUGGUUGGGGCGGCGACUCGGAUGAAGACGAGGCCGUGCCAUGGGAUGCGCGGCCUGCCAGGCGAGCCAGAGUUGAUACAUCCUCCUCCGGAGCCUCUUCCAGUGUGUCUCGCAAGAAGGCCUCGAAGCCAAGCAAGAAGCACAAGAAAGAAGGGAAGCGCAAGCUUGGAGAUGUCGAGAAAAGCUCGUCGGAGCGCCGCGGGCGCAAGAGGAGGCAUCGCGAGGAGGACUCCGAGUCGGACGAGAUCGAAUCCAAGAAGCCAGCGACCGCCGGGCCAGCAAAGAAGAGCAAGCCUGGAGUCGAGAUAAGCUCGGGGGCGCGCCGUGGGAGCGCGAGGAAGCAUCGCGAGGAGGGCUCCGAGUCGGCGAAGAAGGAAUCCAAGAAGCCAGCGACUGCCAGGCCCGAGCACGUGCCAACGGCAGGGGCCAGCACGAGGCGCGCGGACGAGAAGCCCCUCUGUGCUGGCUCUGCAGACGACGCACUUGCAGAGAACGAGGGCAAUGCCGAGAUGGCGAAUGCCGCAUCGACCGCGCAUACAGCCUCGGCCGGCGAGGAAAUGAGCGAGUUCGAAGAGAAGUGA